This is a messenger RNA of Pseudophryne corroboree (corroboree frog), 1117 nucleotides long. RefSeq names its product heme-binding protein 2-like. The coding region runs from base 1 to 756 and encodes 251 amino acids. Gene Ontology annotation, molecular function: heme binding. Gene Ontology annotation, cellular component: cytoplasm. The record is from RefSeq and is a predicted model, not a curated record. The transcript has 4 exons. NCBI's taxonomy places the organism in Eukaryota, Metazoa, Chordata, Amphibia, Anura, Myobatrachidae.
AUGACCUAUUCCUUUGCUGUGUGCAGUACUGAAGAGGUUAAACCCAAGCCCAUCCCCAGUCUAGAGUAUAUAGCAGCAAAGCUGAUCACCUUCUCCUGCACAGUGCAGCUGUACACCCUGAGAGAGGCGGCUAUGGCUUCUGUGUCUCUGCUGCUCCUGAGCUUGCUCUCUCUGUAUGGGACUGCUGUACUAGCGGAAGAAAACAGUGUAGAUGGAUUUCCUUCCUUUUGUGGCAGCUACCAGUGUCCCAAGUAUCAAGUGCUGAAGAAUUACAAUACUUUCGAGCUUAGAAGGUACGAUAUGACUCGCUGGGUGACAACACAACUAGAUAAUGAUGUAUUUGGCUUUGGAAUAAUAAAAAGCGUCAAGCGCCUGUUUAACUACAUUAAUGGGGUGAAUAAGCAAGGUGUAUCUAUUAAAAUGACUGUCCCUGUUCGUGUUUCGGUACCAUUGAAUGAUCCUACCAGUAAUGCCACAAUAUCUUUCUUUCUGCCAUUGACACUAGUGGAUCCUCCCCAACCCAAUGACCCAUCUGUUUUUUUGGAAAGCUAUCCUGAAACACAUUAUUUUGUCAGGUCUUUCAGUGGCUAUGCGCUGACGUCUAACUACGAGAAAAAGUCGAAGGCUCUCUCAGAAGAGCUAGACUACUUAGCUAUAAAUUAUGAUGUGAAUGUUGGUAUAGCAGCAGCCUACAAUGAUCCCCUUGUAUUUUUUAACCGACACAAUGAAGUUUGGUUUAGGUCUCUAAACCAGUAAACAUGGAACAAACUCACACUGCAUCAGAACUACAGUUUAAUGUGCACAGUUGAGUAGAUUAUUUUCCGGAUCUUUAUCACAAUAGCCUUAAGCCAUAUUUACUGUACUGUUGUCUUUCUGAAAGUGGAGUUGUAAUGUUUUCUUUUCUUAGCAUUUAUGUAAUUAUCACCAGAAUCUGUUGUAAAUUGACUAUCCUUACCUUAUUGUAUCUGAGCACACAUUUGUAUCUAAAAAUGAAUUUAUAUAAAUGUGUUAUAUUGUAAUGUAAGGAUUGAUUUUUAGAGUUCAUGACUUUAUACUGAGUGUAGCAACAAUGAAAUAAAACCUUGAUGUAUUUAAUUAAAGUGUACCAACUAUGCAA